Messenger RNA from Knipowitschia caucasica, 252 nucleotides. NCBI's taxonomy places the organism in Eukaryota, Metazoa, Chordata, Actinopteri, Gobiiformes, Gobiidae. The record is from the annotation of a GenBank genome assembly.
AUGCCAUCUGCUUUCGGCAUGGAUGAGAUGCUGGACGAUAAUGUCCAAACGCGAAACGAGUCGAGCACAGUCAAAGAAGCUCCGGUCACAGACGACGAGAAGGAGGACGAGGCCGACAAAAACGCAAAACGCAAAAAUGAGUUGAGGUCGUCUUUGGCGUCGCAAAAGCCGACUCAAGAGCGAGAUAAACUACUGGAGAGGAUUCAGACCAUGAGAAAGGACAGGAAAGUGUACAGUAGGUUUGAAGUAUGA